GUUGUGGUGGAACAGGGAUAGAGAUAAGCUGCUCUGCCCAUUCUCAUUUCCACCUGCCAAUAUUCCCAGACCAAUAUGACUAAGCUCGUGCUCCUCCUCCGAGGAGCUGCACUACUGCUUUGUCUAUUGAUUUCCCAAGCAACAUCCACUUCCCAUGGCCAAGCGAGUGUGUCAGGAGUCUGCAUCGCAAGCGAGCGAGAUGCGCUUCUAUCCUUCAAGGCAAGCCUCCUCGACCCUGCUGGCCACCUCUCAUCAUGGCAGGGUGAGGAUUGUUGCCAAUGGAAGGGAGUCCGCUGCAGCAACAGAACGGGCCAUCUCAUCAAGCUCAACCUCCGCAACGUCGACAUGGUCCACUACAUGGACGACUACAUGUACGACUACAGCUACCCGAACAGGAGCAGAUCAUUGAGCUUGUCGGCGGGGGAGAUGAGCUCUUCUUUGGCCACUUUACAACACCUGAGGUAUCUUGAUCUGAGCUGGAAUGACUUCAACGGCACAAGCAUCCCUGUCUUCCUGGCUUCUCUAAAGAACCUAAGGUAUCUCAACCUCUCCUCGGCAGGAUUCGGUGGCAGAAUACCUUCCCAACUUGGCAAUCUCUCAAAGUUGCAAUAUCUUGAUCUCAGUGGGAAUUAUAAUUAUGGUUUGUCUUACAUAGUGGAUCUUGCAUGGUUGCCACGUCUCUCCUUGUUGAGUCAUCUUGACAUGAGCGGUGUGGAUCUUAGUUCUGCGAGGGAUUGGUUUCAAAUGGUUAACAUGCUUCCUUCUCUUAAGGUGCUUCACUUGUCCGAUUGUGGACUCAACAGUACCGUGUCUGGUAGUAUACCACAUUCCAACCUCACAAAUCUCGAAGUCCUUGAUAUGUCCGAGAACAACUUCCACACUUCACUGAAGCACGCGUGGUUUUGGAAUCUCACAGGCCUUAAAGAGCUUCACCUCUCAGAUUCCGGCUUGGAAGGGUCCAUUCAUAGUGAUUUGGCAUACAUGACGUCCCUUCAAGUCAUAGACUUUAGUUGGAACAAUCUCGUGGGUUUGAUACCAAACAAAUUAGAAAAUUUGUGCAAUUUGACAAGGAUAAAGUUCAAUGGUAACAACAUAGGUUCAAGCAUAGGGGAGUUUAUGGGGCGAUUGCCAAAGUGCUCAUGGAAUACACUGCAAGCAUUGUCAGUGCGGGCUGGAAAUAUGACCGGGAAUCUGCCCCUUUGGAUAGGGAACAUGACCAAUCUUAGUGUUCUUGAAGCAUCUGAAAACAGGUUGACUGGCCCUCUGCCUGUAGGAGUUGGAGCACUGAGAAGUUUGAAAAGGCUGUACCUCGGGUACAAUAACUUCAACGGCGUGCUCUUGAAAGAGCAUUUUGCAAGCUUAGGAAAAUUAGAGGCUUUGGACCUCGGCUACAAUAACUUCAGCGGUGUGUUCUUCAAUGAACAUUUUGCAAGCUUAGGAAAAUUAAAGUAUUUGGGCCUCAACUACAAUAAUUUGAGCGGUGCGCUAUUGAAUGAACAUUUUGCAAGUUUUGGCAACUUAAAAGUUUUGGACCUCAGCUACAACAAAUUCAGUGGAGUGCUCUUCACGGAAGAUUUUGCAAGUUUGGGUAAUUUGGAGUAUUUGGACCUCAGCUAUAAUAACUUUAGUGAUUUUCUUUGUAAAGAACACUCAACAAGUUUAAGUAAUUUGGAGCAUUUGGACCUCAGCCAUAAUAAAUUAAAGAGUGUGUUCGUGGGUGGGCAUUUUACAGGCCUAUUGAAUUUGAAGUAUCUGGACUUGUCAUACAACUCUGUGAGAUUAGCUAUCAACCAAAAAUGGGUCCCUGCAUUUAGGUUGAAGUACGCAAUAUUCCGGUCAUGUCAAUUGGGCCCUAGGUUUCCUGAGUGGCUCAAAUGGCAAUCUGACAUUGAUGUUCUUGUUCUCAGUAAUGCAAAUCUGGAUGAUGUUAUUCCUGACUGGUUUUGGGUUACAUUUUCCCGAGCUUCCUUCUUGCAAGUAUCAGGAAACAAAUUGCAUGGGUCAAUACCAUCAGAUCUACAACACAUGUUAGCUGAUCAUAUAUAUCUUGGGUCCAAUAAGUUUACAGGUCAAGUCCCGCGGUUGCCUUUAAAUAUAGCACGACUGAACCUAUCUUCAAACUUUUUAUCCGGGACAUUGCCAUUAGGGCUAAAUGCUCCACUACUCGAAGAGUUGUUGCUUGCAAAUAAUCAACUCACAGGCACCAUCCCAUUGUCUAUAUGCCAAUUGACUGAACUGAAAAGGUUGGACCUAUCAGGAAACCAUUUAACAGGAGAUAUUAUGCAGUGUUGGAAGGAAUCUGAUGCAAACUCUACAAAUCAAUUUGGUUGGGACAUGCGCAGCUUAGCCCUGAAUAACAACGAUCUCACUGGUGAAUUCCCUAAAUUUCUUCAGAGAUCAUCACAAUUGAUGUUCAUUGAUCUUUCCUAUAAUAGGUUGUUUGGAGCAUUGCCAGAAUGGUUACCAGAAAAGAUGCCACAAUUGAAAAUAUUAAGAGUGAGAUCAAAUAUGUUCAGUGGCCAUAUUCCUAAGGAUCUCACUUCCUUGGACAAUCUUCAUUAUUUGGACAUAGCACACAAUAGCAUAUCGGGAAGUAUACCAUGGUCUUUGUCAAACCUGAAGGCAAUGAUGACAGUGGUGUCACAGGACACCGAGUCUUACAUUUUUGAAGAGAGCAUCCCAGUAAUCACAAAGGACCAGAAGCGUGACUACACCUUUGAAACGUACAAGCUGCUGAUGAUUCUUGAUUUGUCUAGUAACAAUUUGGCAGGAUAUGUUCCAGAGGAGAUAACUUUACUCAUUGGGCUUACCAAUCUGAACCUGUCAAAUAAUGAACUCACCGGAGCAAUCCCAAACCAAAUUGGUGAUUUAAGGCAGUUGGACUCACUCGACCUAUCCUCCAAUGAGUUCUCUGGUUCAAUACCAUCAAGUUUGUCAGCCUUAACUUAUUUGAGCCACUUGAACUUGUCAUACAACAAUCUAUCCGGUGCAAUACCAUCCGGACAACAGCUACAAGCUCUUGAUAAUCAGAUGUAUAUCUACAUCGGUAACCCUGGUCUUUGUGGAGAUCCUGUCGGCAGGAACUGCUCAACACAUGAUGCAGAGCAAAGUGACCUCGAAGAUAUAGAUCAUAUGCCAUCUGUUUAUCUUUCCAUGAGCAUUGGAUUUGUGGUGGGUCUGUGGACAAUUUUGUGCACCAUGUUGAUGAAGAGAACCUGGAGGGCUGCCUUCUUCCAGUUUAUUGAUAUGACAUACGACAUGGUUUAUGUGCAAGUGGCUAUAAGGUGGGCUCAUAUGGUGGAGAAAAAUCAAGACGGGGCACCAUGAAGUGCCCAACUCCGCGCCAAGCGAAUUGCGAGUAUCUAAAUAGUAUUUGUAUGUUUGCACCAUAUCACUAUUUGUAGCUCUAAAUGAGCCUUGGCUGGAUGUCUGUACUCUAUUGUAUUGUUAUUUGUAUGUUUGCACCAUAGCUCUAUAUGUAGCUCUGGGGGAGUUUGUACCGUAUUGUAUUGGUAUUUGUACGUCCAUACUUUAACAAUUGAAGUGUAUGUAUAUGUUCUGCUGGAUUGCUUAAGCUGAAGAAA
Molecule: messenger RNA, 3584 nt
Organism: Hordeum vulgare subsp. vulgare (domesticated barley)
Lineage: Eukaryota; Viridiplantae; Streptophyta; Magnoliopsida; Poales; Poaceae
Product: receptor-like protein EIX2
Exons: 1
Coding region: 76-3327 (1083 amino acids)
Molecular function (GO): protein binding
Source: RefSeq, a predicted model, not a curated record